GGGAAGGAGGUGGAGUGGCAGUGGGGAGGUGGGGAGUUGGAAGUUGGAGGUGGAGUAAUCCUGCAGAAUAUGAGCUGCUGUCCACAGCUCUGGGGAUGUAGAUUGAUGAGGUCAUAGUGUUUUCCAGUUACAGAAAAGAAAGUUAAGAGGGAAAAAAAGCCUCUAAGUUGUUUUUCAAGAGAGGCGAAAACACCGAGAAGCCGAAGAAAUGGAGCAACUUGCAAAACUCCUCCUGUGGCAGAUUUUGCUUCAGCAAAGUUCUGUGUGCUCAUAUUCAGUCCCAGCUGAUGCCUCCAACCCAGCCAGCGUGGUGGUGUCUGUGCUGAACAUCAGCGCCGUGCUGGGCUCCCAGGCUGUGCUGCCCUGCAAGAGCCACCGCAUGGUGUGGACCCAGGACCGCCUGAACGACCGGCAGCGCGUGGUGCACUGGGACCUGCUCAGCUCCUACUACGGGGACAGCAGGAUGGAGAGGCUCUGUGACAUGUACUCAGCUGGGGACCAGCGAGUCUACAGCUCCUACAACCAGGGCAGGAUCCUCAUGCCCGAGAACGCGUUUGCAGAUGGGAAUUUCUCGCUGGUGAUCAAAGGUGUUGCAGAGAGUGAUGCAGGCACAUAUUCCUGUAAUCUUCACCAUCACUACUGCCACUUGUACGAAACUGUGAAAAUCCAGCUGGUCAUCGCCAAGAGAGGCGAGGAAGCCAGCGAGUACUGGGACGGCGAGAAGCCGGUGCUGGUGGCUCCGGAGGGCAGCACGGCGACGCUGCCCUGCGUCAACCGCAACCACAUCUGGACGGAGCGGCACAGCGAGGAGGAGCAGCAGGUGGUGCACUGGGACCGGCAGCCCCCCGGCGUCCCCCACGACCGCGCCGACCGCCUGGUGGACCUGUACGCGUCCGGGGAGCGCCGCUCCUACGGGCCCCUGUUCCUGCGGCAGAAGAUGAACGUCACCCGCAGCGCCUUCGCCCUCGGGGACUUCUCGCUGCUCAUCUCCCACCUGGAGAGCGCCGAUGAGGGCACCUACUCCUGCCACCUGCACCACCACUACUGCGGCCUGCACGAGCGCAGGAUCUACCACUUGUCCGUGACGGAGCCGGCCAGGGAGAGGAAGGUGGUGAACCUCACCACGCACAGCGUGGCUCCGGCUGCAGAUCCAAACGUGGUCAGGGGCCACAAUGUCAUCAAUGUCAUCAUCCCUGAGAGCAGGAUGCACUUUUUCCAGCAGCUGGGCUACAUCCUGGCCACGCUGCUGCUCUUCCUCGUGCUCCUCAUCAUCGUGGUCCUCAUCACCCGCAAGCGCCGGCAGAGAGGUUAUGAAUACAAUGUGAAGAAAUAUGGAGAGAAGGAUGUGAAUCUUAAAGAAUUUACAGUGGACACGACAGAUCUGACCCCACACAAAAGUGAAGACGUCAGGCUGGAUUACAAAAACAACAUCCUGAAGGAGAAGGCUGAGCAAGCCAGAAGCUUCCCAGCAAAGAACAUUGAUUUAGACAAAGAUUUCAGGAAGGAAUAUUGUAAAUGAAGACAUUCCCAAGCUGCUGGCUGGACCAGAAGCUUCCAUCCAAGAUAGAUAACGUGGAAGAGAGAUGCCUUUUCUUAAUUCCAUCUCCCUCCAGCUCCCCUCGAGUUUUUGUCACAUUGACUUUUCCCCCACACAAGGGUGCAAAUGCUUCUUGAAAGAGUUAAACUGUCUUGUGUGCAUUUAUGGGGUUGGGUUGCCUUUUCCUCCUCUGUUCUCCCAAUCCUCCCUUCCCCUUUUCUUUCUUGACAAUUACUGUUGGUUUUUAUGCAUCAAUGAUUUUUAUGAGCUGAAUCAGCAGACAUUUUGCUUUGAUGUUAUUGCUUUAAAUAAAACCACCUGCAUCGCUAAUCCCGAGCCAUCGUUACACCAGGCAUUUUUCCACGUAGUGAAUCCAUCAGAAUAGCAAUGGCAAAGGCUGAUCCCACUCCUAGGCUGCCAUAAAUCAGUGUCACACAGCACUUUGUGUGUUCCAGGUGAAGCACAGAGAGCACAGCCCUCACAAAUGGCAGUGGAAAACCUCGUUUUAUCAAUGGGAAAAUGUCAGUAUCCUCAUUUUACAGGGAAAGGGAAGCACACCAAUGGCUGAGGGCUCAGCUCAGAGCUGAAAUCUGUUUCUCACCCUGUGUUUGUUGAUUUGUUUCUGUUUCAGCGCAGCCCAAGUCAGAUUUGGCAGGAGCAGGCAUUUGAUGGAUGGAGUUACAGUGCUGUAAAUGCCAGUCUCAGUUAGAUCAGAACCAGGAAUGUUGUGGAGAGGGCUGAGCUCCUGUGUGGAACCUGGGAUGGGAUUUUCCUGCAGCCCUGGGCUGGAUCCAGGCCACACAGAGCACAUCAAACCAAAGGUAUGACCCCAGCACAGGGAGGUGGUUAAAGGGAGCAGUUCCAUGAGGAACAGGAGUAACAACAGGAAUUUUCAUGGGCCAGGGGCUCAGAGAGGGAGGCCAGGAGCAGGAUGAGUCCAUUUCCAUGGAUUUUGAGUGGACUCAUGAUGCUGUGGGCUGAAGGGGGGUUCUACCUAUGAACAGUGUCAGGUGGGGCUGCCAAAAUAUUGGAAGUAAUUCAGUGUUGUAUUCCAAGCAAGUCAAAACUUCAGGAAAGCUGCAGAAUAUUACCAGUGCUUGGGGCAUGGAAGGAAAGGUCUUUCCUGCUGUUGUGAGAGGGGUGACAGGGACCUGGGUGAGGGUGGCCAAGGAGGGAGUGGCAGACGGGGGAUUUGUGUGAGUGGAGCUGGGGCAGCAUCUCCAGGACCCAGCCCUGCCCCUUUCUUGCCACCUUGGGUGUCUUGUCUGACUGAUGCCAAUGUUCUCAGGCAUCCAAAUCCCAUUCCAGACCCCCCAUCCCUCCUCCCACGGGCACCAGGGAUCUGUGCUGGCUGUGGCAGGGCUCAGCAGCACCCAGGGCACUGCACUGGGUGGGAUGGUUCCUCCAAAGCUGAGCUCAGCUCUGCCAAAAACGUGGUGGGUGAGGCCUCCAGAGGAGCUGUGCUGGCCCUUCACAAGGUGGGGUGUCACAACAAUGCACUUUGAAUGAAAAAUGGACCAUUUUUAUAGAUAUUACUAUGUCUGUUAGUGGGGAAUGCCUUAAAGGAUAAUUCUAUUGGGGGCCCUUAUUUUUAAUGCCUUCAAGCAGUGAAAAUAUUAAUAAUAGAACAAAACUAGAGGUGGAGGUGAGCCUUCCUAAGAUGCAGCUGAGCAGAUCCUCAUCUUUUAAUUUCCUAGCCCUUCCACUGCUCUCCACAGGGAUUUUUGUGAUUUGUAAUUAAUUACCUUUAUCCUUACUAAAAAUCCACCCCAAAAAGUGCCCAGGAUUGGUGCAGAGGAAGGUCUGGGGUUGAUCCCAAGCCCCUUUUUGCCCUUCCCCAAAGCAGAGAAGGAUUUUUACCCUGCCCUGAAACCCAGGCUGCAUUCCUGCAGGUGCAGGAGGCUGUGCUGGUUAUUCCAUCAGGGUGGCACAGGCUCAAAUAAUUGUCAUUAAUGUCUCUCUCCCUCCCUUUCAUGUCUGUGAGUCAAAGGUUGGAGAUUUUUCCUUGCCAGCUCCAAAUUGCUCAGCACAGCUCACACAGACACCAGCUCAUAAACUCCAGAGGCAUUUAAAUAUUUUAUCUGACUCCUGGGCUGCAGAAUAGCUUAAGGGGGGGAAAAAAAAUUAAUAUGUUCUCUGAAACAAGGGCUAGGAAGGGCUUUCUGAGUUCCUCAUCCUUUGCUUUGAUCACUGGUUGGGAUUUAUAGCCAGGAAAACCCUCCCUGGUGAAGAUGGGGUGGGAUUAUGGCCCAGGAAAACCCUCCCUGGUGAGGAUGGGGUGGGAUUAUGGCCCUUUUUCCUUCAGGAGAGGAAUGUUGUGUGAUUGGCCUGGAGAUCACCACCGUGGCUUUCACCAGCAGCCACUCUGUAAUUUAGCAAAUUUGAAUUGUGGCUGAGAGAGAGCCAGGCCAGACUGCUGGGUAACCAAGAGAAAAAGGCAUCUGCAGAGUUUAGUUUGUUUAUUCCUUCAUGCACAGGAAUUAAUGAAGGCUGUUUGCCCUCAAAUCCUGGUGAGAAGCCACUGAGGCCCUUCCCACUGCACUUUGCAUCCUGUCAGCCUGUGGCACUGCUGGGAAGUCCAUGGGAAUGAGAGGGUUCCACAUGGAAUUCAUGGGAAUGAGAGGGUUCCACAUGGAAUCCCCCCCUGGGCUGGGGCAGGAGCGCUGCUCCCUGUUCCCUCUCUGCCACAAACUCAGUGCCCUCCCAGAUAAUUUGGUUUUCUCUGUCCUUUUCUCACCUCAGCCUUUCUCUCCCUAAUCUGGGACUUGUCUCUUGUGGAGAAUCCCUUUUUUCAUGUGUGUAGCACUUGGCCUGAGUUGUUUCAAAGUAAUUUUCUCUCUGUGCCAAUGAACUGCUGCACUUUGCUAAACUCCUUUCCCUUCUUUGCCCCAUCACAGUCUCCCUGGCUUCCCGAGACAUGGAUUUGAUAUUCAGUUAGUUAAAAUAAUAAUAAUAAUCCCCAGUAUUUGUACAGCUCCUCAGUGAGAACUUUACCUCGCUGAGGGCAGAGAAAUCAAAGUUUUUUAGGGUAAUAAAUGGGCUGUGAGCUCUUGGUGUGGGACAAGGAAAGGUGCUUGGCAGUGACCUUAAAAAGGGUUAAAACUGAGACUAGGACUAGGACUACAGCCCCCUCUUUCCAGCUCUGUGCACACUCUCCAGACUAAGAACUUCCUCUAUAAAUCUUGGUUUUAUUUCUUUGUUGUAACAGAAUUAAUUCUCAUUAUUAUCGUUGCUUAACUUUUACCAUUCAUCUGUGUAACUCUCCUGACAUUUAAGAAAUAAAGGAGAAUAAAAUGGA
Molecule: messenger RNA, 4835 nt
Organism: Corvus hawaiiensis (hawaiian crow)
Lineage: Eukaryota; Metazoa; Chordata; Aves; Passeriformes; Corvidae
Gene: MXRA8
Product: matrix remodeling associated 8
Exons: 10
Coding region: 209-1519 (436 amino acids)
Biological process (GO): cell adhesion; establishment of glial blood-brain barrier
Cellular component (GO): cell surface; membrane
Source: RefSeq, a predicted model, not a curated record